AUGACGAAUGCAAUCCUGCUUCAUACCAACGAAGAAGGCCUGCGUCAGCGCGGGAUUGCCUGGAAAGACCUAGUCGCUAUGAAAGUCUCUUCAGCCAUCGGCUUACUGCUCUUCCUCGGACUGACCAAGUCCGGACGUGAAAAUGUACGUUCCAUCUGGAGGAAAGGUCCCUGUGCCCGAAACAUCUGCCUUGCCACAAUGUCCGGCACGAGAUUCCAAGACAUACUCGUCAUGCUCAGAUUCGACGACAAGACGACCAGAAAUCGACAAAACGACAAGUUUGCACCAAUCCGUGACAUUUUCGACCAGUUUGCCGCUUCUUGCCGUCGAUACUACAGCGCUGGCGAAAACGUCCCUGUUGAUAAACAACUUGUGCCAUUUCGUGGACGAUGUCCAUUUUUGCAAUACAUGCCAAGCAAACCAGCGAAAUACGGCAUAAAGUUUUGGCUGUGUGUGGACGUCGACACCCACUACACACUAAAUAUAUUCCUGUACCUUGGGAAACAAAGGGAUCAAACGACUGACAACCGUGGCGCCGAAGUAGUGAAGAAACUGAUGGAGCCCUUGUACAACACGGGUAGAAAUGUCACGUGUGAUAAUUACUUCACAAGAUCGAGACUAGCCAUCGAACUGUUACAGAAAGGCUUAACUCUGGUUGGAACGAUCAAGCCCAACCGCUGGGAAGUACCUCAGGAAAUCUGCCCCAAUCGCGUCAAGAAAAGGGAUGCCAAGUCAUCGGUGUUUCUUUUCAAUGGUGACUUGACUCUUGUGUCUUAUAUCCCCAAGCCGAAGAGGAGCGUCAUACUUCUCUCCUCUAUGCAUCAUGACAAGAGUGUUGAUGGAAUAAAUCAGAAACCCGAAAUCAUCAAUUUCUACAAUAAAACCAAGGGUGGGGUAGACACCCUAGACCAAAUGGUGAGUUUGUAUUCGGUGCUGAGAACAACAAAGAGAUGGCCACUGACUGUGUUCUACAAUAUGAUAAAUAUCGUGGCACUAAACGCCUACAUAUUGUACUGCCAACUGAACCUGGACUGGGCCCGGCGACACACCAGACGAGAUUUCUAUGAAGAGCUCAUCAUGGCACUUGUCCGGCCACAAAUUGAGCUGCGGGCGGCCAACCCCGUAGGACUGCACACACACACUGUCAGUGCCAUUGGAAUUCUUGGCUUCAAUGUCGUGAGGCAGAGAGAAUUAGAACGACAGCAUCAUCUAAAUGCUCCAUUGAGAAGAGACUGCUACCUGUGCCCCUCUCGCAGUCAGGGGGACCACGCCCCCAGAACAGACUUUUCCCCAACGUACAAUACUUGGAAGCCUUCCUAG
Messenger RNA from Acanthaster planci (crown-of-thorns starfish), 1320 nucleotides. RefSeq names its product piggyBac transposable element-derived protein 4-like. NCBI's taxonomy places the organism in Eukaryota, Metazoa, Echinodermata, Asteroidea, Valvatida, Acanthasteridae. The record is from RefSeq and is a predicted model, not a curated record.